Molecule: messenger RNA, 1206 nt
Organism: Lachancea lanzarotensis
Lineage: Eukaryota; Fungi; Ascomycota; Saccharomycetes; Saccharomycetales; Saccharomycetaceae
Product: LALA0S01e14598g1_1
Exons: 1
Coding region: 1-1206 (401 amino acids)
Source: RefSeq, a predicted model, not a curated record
AUGCUUUUGGAAAAUAGAAACCUGGUGUUCGAGCCAGUUGUGGAUCCUGAAGUGAUAAGGUUUACGCAUCUGCAAAAUGGGAAGACAUGGAAACCGGAGUUCAUGACUAUGAAGGAUUACGUUGAGAGGGAACAUAUCUUAGGUACGUGUGAUAUUUCAAGUGCGGAUGGGUCUUUGGAAAUGCAAAAUAGAUUCCCUGAAGCUAGCCAGUACCUUGGAAUUAAGUACUUCGUGUUGAAAGACCUGGGCUUGCCGCACACUUCAAAGACAUCCCAGAUCGUUUCCAGUUGCGAAACGCUGAAUCGUGUAGGAUGGGCAGUAACGCCAAAGUCGCAGGGCGCCAUGAGACCUGUGCUUUCGGCAUGUAUUGGAGGCGUUUUCACAAUUCCGGAAUACCGAGGCCGGAAAUAUGCUGCUGAAAUGAUGAUUCGACUCAACGAAUAUUACGAUGGCAUUUCCAGCGCUCCAGACGCGCCUGAUUUGUUGCAAAACAUUGUCAUCUUUCUUUUCAGUGAAGUGGGUGAAUAUUACAGCAAAUUUGGCUACGUUUCACGUCCCGCGCCUUUGCACACGGUUGAGAAGCUGGACGAAGUUCUGGAGGCGUAUUGCGGUGGCGACAGCCUCGACAACAAAGAUGGCUCCCACUUGGGUUACGACUGUGGGGACGAUUUGAUAGAACUAGAAAGACAAGCAUUUAUCGGGGAUGUGCAAAAAGCGCAUUCCGACCACCCAGAAUCUUUUGUGUUCACAUUGGAGCCUUCCAAAGACAUCUACAAGUUGUUCCACGAAAGGUCCUUGUUUCAAAAAAAGUUUUUGGACCCAGACAGCCAGGUGCAGUUUGGUUACUCACUAGAAAAUGGGAGCCAUAUUAUAUGGCAUUUGAAUUACUGGCCUCAUCAGAGAUCCCUGUACAUUUUGAAUUUGCAUAACAGUGGAGAAACGGCGGCUGAAAAGGAAUUGAAUUUGAAGAAACUAAUAGCUCGCGCUGUCCAAGAAGCCCAGAAACACGGGGUAGAGUUUCUGCAGUUUUGGGAUACCGAACUGGGGCAGCAAGACUGGAGCAAUUCUUUUAUGACGUUUUUGCAAAAAGUGGAAAAACCUUCUAAUUUGUAUCAGGAAAACCCUUCCCUAAGUGCCAUCAGAGUUGCAAACGUGAAAGCUGAGAACAUACUCUGGGUAAACAACACCAAAUUAUGCUGGUUUUAA